This is a messenger RNA of Australozyma saopauloensis, 870 nucleotides long. It is a transcript of the gene YMC2, whose product is annotated as Ymc2p. The record is from RefSeq and is a predicted model, not a curated record. The transcript has a single exon. Gene Ontology annotation, molecular function: L-ornithine transmembrane transporter activity. Lineage: Eukaryota; Fungi; Ascomycota; Pichiomycetes; Serinales; Metschnikowiaceae. Gene Ontology annotation, cellular component: mitochondrion. The coding region runs from base 1 to 870 and encodes 289 amino acids. Gene Ontology annotation, biological process: mitochondrial L-ornithine transmembrane transport.
AUGACGGUUGAUGAUUCGUUUUCAAGAAAAAUAAAGGAUGUUGCAGCUGGCUUCAUUGGUGGCAUGACGCAAGUGCUCAUUGGCCAACCAGCUGACCUUGUUAAGAUCCGUCUUCAGACUUCUCCUACACCUACGACAUCAAGUGAAGUAAUUAAGCUGGUUUUGAAAAAAGAGGGUCCUUUGGCCUUUUAUAAAGGAACCCUCGCGCCACUCUUUGGAGUUGGAGCUUGUGUGUCUUUGCAAUUUUAUGGCUUCCAUGAAACAAAACGUCAGCUCUUAAAACAUUCCGGAACCAGUCAACUUCUGCUCUGGCCGCAGACAUAUAUUGCAGGAGCUAUGGCCGGAAUUGUCAAUACACCCAUUACUGCGCCAGUGGAACAAUUGCGUAUUUUGAGUCAAGCAAACACGAAAUCUCUUUCCUUAGUCGAAACUGUGAGAGGCAUUUAUAAAGCACAGGGAUUUAAGGGGAUUUACCGUGGUAGCGCAAUUACUCUCCUCCGUGAAAGUCAGGCCUACGGAGUCUGGUUCCUUACUUAUGAGACGCUUAUUGCAUACAUUCAACGCACAAGAGGAUACAAUCGGAGAGAGGAUAUCACCACCCCAGAACUUCUUUUAGCUGGAGCGUUGUCCGGAAACGCAUUAUGGCUUAGUAGUUAUCCAUUGGACGUCAUAAAGAGUAAUAUUCAAAGUGAUGGCUUUGGUGCUGAGUCUAAAUACAAGGGCCGUAUUUCCUUAGCGACUAAGGCUAUUUGGGCCAGUGGAGGCGCUCGAGGUUUUUGGAAGGGAAUCGUGCCAUGUUUGAUCAGAGCAUUUCCUUGCAGCGCUGGUACGUUUGCAGCUGUGGAGACCGCUUUGAGGGUGAUGGGUUAA